UCAGAUUCAGGUGCGACUGUGCGAGAGCCGACCGAGGAAAGGAAGCGGAGGAACGGGAGAAGAGCAAUGGGCCGUUAUUAAUCGCACUACAUCAUAACUGUAAUGGCUGGGAAGAAAAUGAUUGCUAUUUGCCAAUCGAGUGGUGAGUUUGUUACCAAUAAAGAUGGUUCCUUGUCAUACACGGGGGGAGAUGCCCAUGCUAUUGAUAUUGAUCAGGAAACGCGGUUUAAUGAAUUCAAAUUGGAGAUAGCUGAAAUGUGGAGCUGUAGCAUUGAUUCCAUGUCUAUCAAGUACUUCCUCCCGGGAAACAGGAAAACUCUCAUUACUCUCUCCAAUGACAAAGAUCUGAAGCGCAUGAUCAAUUUCCAUCGGGACUCUGUCACAGUGGAUGUCUACAUCUUUACAGGAAAUAAUGUUGCCCGUGAUGUCUCGAACAUGCCUGCCAGUAGGUCAAGCAGGACCACCUUCUCUGAAGCAGUGGUUAUGGCAGAUGCUCCUGUUGAUGCCCCACAUAUCACGUCCGCAUAUGAACCAAAUGAUAAUGCUUCUGUUGCUGAUGAUGCCUCUAUCGACAUACCUAUUGUUACCCCUCCUGCUAUUCCUAUUCUCUCUAACUACAAAGAUGGAAAGAAUCAUAAAGCUCCAAAAUCAUGGGAAGAUGCUAUAACUGGUGUGGACCAGCGAUUUAGUAAUGUUCAAGAAUUUCGUGAUGCCUUGCAUAAAUAUUCUAUUGCUCAUGGGUUUGCCUACAGAUUUAAGAAAAAUGAUCCUCAUCGUGUAACUGUCACAUGCAAAUCAGAAGGUUGUCCAUGGCGGAUACAUGCAUCAAGGCUGUCAACGACCCAGUUAUUUUGUAUUAAAAGAAUGACCCCAACACACACAUGUGAAGGAGGGGUUGUGACUGCUGGAUAUCGGGCAACAAGAAGCUGGGUGGCGAGUAUCAUAAAGGAGAAGCUGAAAGAAUCCCCAAAUUACAAGCCCAAGGACAUUGCUGAUGACAUUCGAAGCGAAUAUGGGAUUCAACUGAAUUAUUCUCAGGCGUGGCGUGGAAAGGAGAUUGCAAGGGAACAGCUUCAGGGUUCAUACAAGGAUGCUUACAAUCAGUUGCCAUUCUUUUGUGAGAAGAUAAGGGAGACAAAUCCUGGUAGUUUUGCUACAUUCACAACCAAGGAGGACUCAAGCUUUCAUCGCCUCUUUGUUUCAUUCCAUGCCUCUUUGUCUGGUUUCCAACAGGGGUGCCGCCCUCUCCUUUUCCUUGACAGCACACCUUUGAAUUCAAAAUACCAAGGGACUUUGUUGGCCGCAACAGCAAUGGAUGGAAAUGAUGGUGUUUUUCCAGUUGCGUUUGCGGUUGUAGAUGUUGAGACUCAUGAUAAUUGGCGUUGGUUCCUACUAGAAUUAAAAUCUGCUGUUACAACAUCUCGAUCUAUAACGUUUGUAGCAGAUAGACAGAAAGGGUUAAAGGAAUCCUUAGCUGAGAUAUUUGAGAAUGCAUACCAUGGUUAUUGUCUUCGUUACCUUUCUGAGAAGUUUAAGAGGGACUUAAGGGGGCAGUUUUCUCACGAAGUGAUGCGUCUCAUAGUUGCAGAUUUUUAUGCUACUGCGUAUGCGCCCAGACUCGAAGGAUUUCAGAAAUGCUCUGAGAGCAUCAAAAGUAUUUCACUGGAAGCUUACAAUUGGGUUAUACAGAGUGAGCCUGAACAUUGGGCGAAUGCAUUCUUUGGUGGUGCACGGUAUAACCACAUGGCGGCAAACUUCGGAGAAAUGUUCUACAGCUGGGUUUCAGAGGCAAAUGAUUUACCAAUAACACAAAUGGUGGAUGUGAUACGUGGUAAGAUGAUGGAGUUAAUUUACACACGUAGGGUGGAAUCCAAUCAAUGGUUGACAAGGUUAACUCCAUCAAUGGAGGAAAAACUACAAAAAGAGACAUUGAAAGCACGUUCCCUUGAAGUGCUUUUCUCACCUGGUAGCACAUUUGAAGUUCGUGGUGAUUCCAUAGAAGCUGUUGAUAUUGAUCAUUGGGACUGUAGUUGCAAAGGAUGGCAAAUUACAGGUUUGCCAUGCGCCCAUGCUAUUGCUGUUUUUGAAUUCAUUGGUCGGAGUCCAUAUGAUUAUUGCUCUCGAUUUUUCACUACUGAAAGUUACCGACAAACUCAUUCAGAGUCUAUACACCCAGUUCCAAACAUAGACAGGCUCAUACUGAAAGAAUCAGCUCAGACUGUGACAGUAACACCUCCUCCCACUCGUCGUCCUCCAGGUCGACCAAAGAAUAAGCAGACCGGAUUGCAGGUGGUAGCUAAACGACAACUCCAGUGUAGUAGAUGCAAGGUUAUUGGGCAUAAUAAAACAACAUGCAAGGAGCUCUUGUAGGACUGCUGGACUUUGUAAGUAUUUAUAUUGUUAGGACUUUGCUGUUGUCGAUUUGUGUUAGCUUUGUGCAUAGCAAUCAUCAUUUUACAUGACAGAGGCCAGUUAUAAUGCAAGCUAACUUAUUCUGUACUUCCUUAAGGGAUUGUACAUGCAUAUUAAUAUGUAGUGACUUCUGUACUUGCAAUCCAAGGUGUCUACAGAUUUCUGUU
Telopea speciosissima is the source of this 2579-nucleotide messenger RNA. RefSeq lists its product as uncharacterized. NCBI's taxonomy places the organism in Eukaryota, Viridiplantae, Streptophyta, Magnoliopsida, Proteales, Proteaceae. The record is from RefSeq and is a predicted model, not a curated record. The coding region runs from base 103 to 2370 and encodes 755 amino acids. The transcript has 3 exons. Gene Ontology annotation, molecular function: protein binding; zinc ion binding.